Messenger RNA from Clonostachys rhizophaga, 411 nucleotides. Lineage: Eukaryota; Fungi; Ascomycota; Sordariomycetes; Hypocreales; Bionectriaceae. The record is from the annotation of a GenBank genome assembly.
AUGGCCAAGGUCUCCUCUUCCGUCUCUACCUCCCGCCGCAAGAGCCGCGCUGCUCACUUCAAGGCCCCCUCCAGCCAGCGCCGUGUCAUCCUCAGCGCUCCCCUCUCCAAGGAGCUCCGUGAGAAGUACAACGUCCGCAGCAUCCCCAUCCGCAAGGACGACGAGGUCACCAUCGUCCGCGGCAGCAACAAGGGCCGCGAGGGCAAGGUCACAUCCGUCUACCGCCUCAAGUACGUGAUCCACGUCGAGCGCAUCACCCGCGACAAGGCCUCCGGACAGUCCGUCCCCCUCGGCAUCCACCCCUCCAACGUCGUCAUCAACAAGCUCAAGCUCGACAAGGACCGUGAGGACAUCCUCGCCCGCUCCAAGGUCGGCCGUGAGCUCAAGGCCAAGGGCAAGGUCACUGCCUAA